This is a messenger RNA of Oldenlandia corymbosa var. corymbosa, 1768 nucleotides long. The record is from the annotation of a GenBank genome assembly. Lineage: Eukaryota; Viridiplantae; Streptophyta; Magnoliopsida; Gentianales; Rubiaceae.
AUUCGAUACUGUCGUGUGAAAAUGUGUGAAAUUGUUAACGUUACAAAAAAGAUUUUGUUUCGUUUGACUGUCUUUUUGUCUUGUCCCCUCCAUAAUUAACAAUGUUCUUCACUAACCCCAAGUCCAGUCAUUAUUACUAUUUAUAGAUACAGUACAACCUGAUUGCAAUUGUUCUUUCUCAUUUCAUUAUUGAUAAUUAUAUAUCUCCUUUUGGAGUUUAGUUUCCCCCCCACUCAGCCCACUGUUCACAUAUACCGCUCUCCGUGACACUUUUCUUGACCAAAAUUCUUCCCCUUUUUUUUUUUUGUGGGUUGUGUUUUGUUACUGUUUUUCUGAGAGAAGGAAAUGGAAGGUGGCGGUGGUGGUAGCUCUGGCAAGAGAGAAGAAGAGGCUGGACCUUCAUCAGCAAGUGGGGUUGCUGGCAGAGAAAGAAAGAAGCUUAGCGACCUCAUGAAUUGUGAAGAUGAAGAUGAUGAUGUACGCUUUGCUGUUGGUUCUGACAGUGAUGAUGAUGAUGAUGCUGCCCAGCAGCUCCAUAGUGAUCAUGAUGACGAGACUAGUUCUAGUUUUGUUCCAGGCCCUCUCCUUUCUCUCAAGGACCAGAUUGAAAAAGACCAGGAGGAUGAGAGCCUAAGGAGGUGGAAAGAAAAACUGCUCGGAUGUGUGGAAAGUGAUUUAAAUGGACAAAUGGAGCCUGAAGUGAAAUUUCAUUCAAUUGGAAUUAUAUCAUCGGACUUCAGGGAGAUUAAUACUCCAUUGCCUGUUGCUGAAGACCCGAACAAACCUGUCCUUUUUACUCUUAAGGAAGGUUCUGAGUUUCGCCUGAAACUAAAGUUCUCUGUUCUUCACAACAUUGUAUCUGGUUUGGCCUACACAAACACUGUUUGGAAGGGUGGAGUCCAAGUGGAUCGUAGCAAAGGAAUGCUAGGUACAUUUGCUCCUCAACGAGAACCAUACACACACUUGUUGGAGGAGGAAACCACUCCAUCUGGUGCACUUGCAAGAGGAAAAUAUUCUGCAAAGCUCAGGGUGGGUACAGUAAGAUUUGAUGAAUUCUAAACCGAUACUGCUAUUUCUACUUGGUCGGAACGAGCUAUUUUCGUCAUAGAUACUGUUGAAAGAUGACUUGUAUGCUGUUAGAUAACGUUUGAUUCUUGAGUAUUUUCCGCACGUGUGGGCCUCCCUAGCAAUUGGUUAUACAUUUAUGUUCUUUCAUCUUCCAGUUUUAACAUAACUGAUGGAUUGUUGUUUUGACCUUGCUGCAUUUCUCUUUCUUUGGUUCAGUUUGAAGAUGAUGAUAAAAGAUGUCAUAUGGAGCUCAGCUACUCCUUUGAGAUAAAGAAAAGUGUGUAGCAACUCCUCUCUGAAUCUGUGUGACUUCUAGAUAUUCUUUCGUUCGUGCUCGUUUUGAUCUCGUUAGCUCUUGUUUGAAAGAAACAUUGCCUUGUAACCUCCACCAAAGUGAGUGUUGUUUAGUUGGGCUCUAUCAUUAUUGUAAUUCUGGGAAGUGGAUUGUUCGUUUUCUUAAAUGCAAAAAUAGAAACUUCAGUUUGUUCGUUUUCUCAACAGUUGAAUCCCAUCCAAUAAUUCAUAUCAUAAUAUCACACCGAAUACAAGUCUGAGUAAAGCAGGCAAUGUGUGUGCUGUAAUUGGCAAGUUAAUGCAUGGCUCAUUUGUGAAAAUACAAAGAGAACAUUAUAUCAAGUCAUCCCAUUUUAGCAACAAGAUAUUUAUUGGUCUGUAAUCUGUGGUCGGUUUUUAGCAAGGA